This is a messenger RNA of Spirometra erinaceieuropaei, 1977 nucleotides long. NCBI's taxonomy places the organism in Eukaryota, Metazoa, Platyhelminthes, Cestoda, Diphyllobothriidea, Diphyllobothriidae. The record is from the annotation of a GenBank genome assembly.
AUGAAGAAGCGAGCCGAGUUGAAUGAUAAACUGCAAUCCCUUCUCUGUCCUACCGACAAAUGCAGCAUGUCUGCGAGAGUCGUUAACCUUUCGAAAAGGAGUCUAACACCCGCCGAGAUAAGCCUACUGUCUAAAGGACUUAAAUUCAAUCAUACCGAUGCAGCACCAACAAACUUCCUAGCGAGUCUUGAAUCCGUCCUACUGGCUUCUGCUAUCCCUGAAGACGUGCGUGCGGACAUACGCAGUUGUGCCAGUGGUCUUCUUCGACAGAGGAAACGUCACCGUAACUUGACCGUCGAUGAAGAAAAAGGGUUUCGAUCUCUGAAGACUGAUGACAGUAUCGUGGUUGUACCUGCUGACAAAGGAGGCGCAACCGUCAUCAUGGACAAGGUUGAUUACGUUCGAAAAGCAAACACUAUCUUUAAUGACAGGGAAGCUUACGCACAACUCGCUGAGGAUCCGACGAAGAAGCAGGCCGCGGUUAUAAAGAAGAAGGUGAAUGAACUCGCGCGACUGAAGCUGAUUAACCCAAAUGACUCCAAAUUAAUUACUCUCACUGACCCCCGUAUCGCGCAUGGCUAUGGCCUUCCAAAAGUGCACAAACCAGAUGCACCGUUGAGGAUGAUAGUGCCACUCAUCGGGUCGCCCACUUACAACCUAGCCAAAUGGCCUUACAGGCAUCUGAAGCACCUCGCUGAUGGAUCACAAUACAGCAUCACAAAUUCUCAGGCAUUCCUUCAAAGGAUUGAAGGUCUUAAAGUAAGUCCUGAUGAAAGUAUUCUAUCAUUUGAUGUUGUCGCAUUGUUUUCCUCAAUACCACAUGACCUUGCCAUUGAGAGCGUGGCCCAUCGCUUACGAGACAAUCCCAUCGACCUUCCAACACAUCACGCUCUAGAAUUGCUUAAGCUCUGCCUCAAUAACUAUUGCCAAUUCGAUGGCAAAUACUACCAGCAGGUUAAGGGCACCCCAAUGGGUUCGCCAAUUUCGGGGCUACUUGCAGAACUAGUCUUACAACGACUAGAACAAGAUGUUGUGCAAAGUUUCCAACCAAAAACGUGGCUCAGAUACGUAGAUGACACAUUUGUCAUCGUUAAGACCUGUGAAGUUGAGCGAUUUCACCAGAGCUUGAAUGGCGCCUUCCCAGCACUACAAUUCACUCGUGAAGAAGCAAAAGGAGGCACCUACCCGUUCCUAGACGUGAGCAUACAAAAGCUCAGUGACGGCGGCAUCGCAACAAGCGUUCAUCGGAAAAGCUCUGACGCUGAGAUCAUCCUGAGCUAUCAGAGUAACCACCCAGCAGCCCAUAAAAGAAGCUGUGUUCGGACCCUUUUCCACAGGGCCUAUCGUUACUGCAGUAGCGCCGAUUUACUCAAAGAUGAACUGGCCUACUUGCAUAGCUUUUUCCGACUCAACGGAUACCCGGCGAGCUUUGUGAAAAAUUGCCUCAGACGUCAGCAACAACCACAAAACGUCGACUCUAACGGAGACAGGGCAUCACGGAAAUUCUAUUCCCUGCCCUACAUGCCGAGAAUUUCCGAAGCGAUCGCUCGACAAUUAAAUCGAUUCGGCAUCUCCAUCGCCCACAAACCGGCGUCUUCAUUGCGCACGACAUUAUCCCGGAUAAAAGACCCCAUACCGAAGGAGCAGCAAACAAAUGUCAUUUACCGCAUUCCAUGUUCAAACUGUUCUAGCGUUUAUGUUGGGCAUACCGGCCGACGACUUGGGACCCGCAUUAACGAACAUAAGUUGGCCAUCCGCCGACGGGACCCCUUGUCUCUCGUGUUUGCGCACUCACUUGAGUGUGAUCACCGCUUCAACUGGGAGGGGACCGAAGUGAUCGCUAGUGCCAACACCAAACAAGCGCGAGAGUUUCUAGAAGCUUGGCACUCUAAUAGCAAUAGCAUCAACCGCCAUGUCGACUUGGACGCUCAAUACGAAGGCUUACGUUCACGGUUCGCCGGCUUGCGCCCACCCUAA